GUAUUUCGCUUUACUGUGAAGAAGGAACACCGUUAUUGUUAGCUGAUGAUACGGUAAUGAAAUGUCUACCGGAUAAAAAUUCGGAUAGGAGUAUGUCAUGUCCGGAAAAAUUUUGGUGUCAUAUUGGUGCUACAGAACAUUCGUGGUAUUGUUGUCCACGAAGUAGGAAAGGUUGA
Molecule: messenger RNA, 176 nt
Organism: Loa loa (African eye worm)
Lineage: Eukaryota; Metazoa; Nematoda; Chromadorea; Rhabditida; Onchocercidae
Exons: 1
Source: RefSeq, a predicted model, not a curated record